UUUGGUGCUUUCCGUUUAAGGUGGUGGAUUGUCACCUGGCUGUAACAAAUCUUGCCUCCGGAAUCAGCGGAGAGAGGAAACCCGAAAGAUGUACAUCAAGUCUAUUAUUAUCGAAGGAUUCAAGUCCUACGCGCAAAGGACGGAGAUCAACGGCUUUGACCCACUCUUCAACGCCAUCACAGGACUGAACGGCAGCGGCAAGUCCAAUAUUUUGGACUCGAUAUGUUUCCUUUUGGGUAUUUCAAAUCUCACCCAUGUGCGAGCCUCCAACCUCCAGGACUUGGUGUACAAGAACGGACAGGGUGGCAUCACAAAGGCCACUGUGUCCAUUACCUUUGACAACUCCAACAAAAGCCAGAGUCCUCUGGGGUUUGAAACACAUGAUGAGAUCACUGUUACGAGACAGGUGGUAAUUGGUGGCAGGAACAAAUAUCUCAUCAAUGGAGUCAAUGCCAACAACACCCGAGUGCAGGACUUAUUCUGCUCUGUUGGUCUUAAUGUCAACAACCCACAUUUCCUCAUCAUGCAGGGGAGAAUCACCAAAGUUCUGAAUAUGAAACCACCAGAGAUCCUUGCCAUGAUCGAGGAAGCAGCAGGUACCAGGAUGUAUGAAUGUAAAAAGAUUAGUGCUCAGAAGACCAUUGAGAAGAAAGAGGCCAAGCUGAAGGAGAUUCAGACUAUUUUGGAUGAGGAAAUCACUCCAACCAUGCAGAAACUGCAGGAGGAACGAUCAUCAUACCUGGAAUACCAGAAGCUGAUGCGUGAGAUCCAGCACUUGUCGCGGCUGUAUGUGGCCUGGCUGUUUGUGUGUGCAGAGGAGACCAAACUGAAGUCAGCAGAGAAUCUAAAAGUGAUGCAGGACAACAUUGCCAAGAUGCAAGCCAGCAUGGCAGAGAACGAGAGCAAAGUCCAGGGGCUCACAGCCCAGAUUCAGGAGCUGCAAAAGAAAAAAGACCAGGAAGUAAAUGGAGUAUUAAAGUCCCUUGAGGAGGCUCUAGCUGAUGUUCAGCGUGUGGACGCCAAAGCUCAGAGUGCACUUGACUUAAAAAAAUCAAAUCUCAAAGAUGAAACCAAGAAGAGGAAGGACCUUGUAAAGAACAUGGAGGAGGACAAGAAAAUGCUUGUGGUGAAGGAAAAAGAGGUUUCUGUGUUGACCAAGCAGCUUCAGGCUCUGCAGGAGGAGGGAAAGAAUGACAGCGCUGCCCUCGAGGCAGCUGAGCAGCAUUUCAAAGCUGUGUCUGCAGGUCUUUCUACCAAUGAGGAUGGAGAGGAAGCCACACUCGCAGGCCAGAUGAUGGCCUGCAAGAAUGACAUGAGCAAAGCAGAUACAGAGGCCAAGCAGGCCCAAAUGACGCUUAAGCAUGCCCAGGCUGAGCUGAAAACCAAACAAGCAGAGGUGAAAAAGAUGGACAGUGGCUACAAAAAAGACCAGGACACUCUGAAAGCUGUCAAAAACAGCAGGGAGAAACUAGAGGCUGAGCUAGCCAAGCUCAACUACGAAGAUGGGAAGGAAGAAAGUCUGCUGGAAAAAAGAAGGCAGCUGUCCAGAGAGAUAACUAAACUUAAAGAGACGCAUGAGCGUCUUAUGUCACGUUUCCCCAACCUGCGCUUUGAUUACAAGGACCCUGAGCGAGGGUGGGACCGCAGCAAAGUGAAGGGGCUUCUAGCUAACCUGAUCACAGUCAGCGACAUCUCCUAUUCAACAGCGCUGGAGGUCGUGGCAGGAGGACGGCUUUAUAACAUUGUUGUUGACACAGAGGUGACAGGCAAAAAGUUGCUAGAGAAGGGAGAGCUGCAGCGAAGGUACACCAUCAUUCCCCUGAACAAGAUCUCUGCAAAGACACUUAAUGACAGAGUGAUCAACGCUGCCAAGAGCCUGGUUGGAGUGGACAAUGUUCACACAGCUUUGUCCUUAGUUGGUUAUGAGUCUGACCUACGUAAAGCCAUGGAGUAUGUGUUCGGCGCCACACUGGUGUGCGACACUCUGGACAAUGCCAAAAAAGUGGCUUUCGAUAAGCAGGUGAUGACCAAGACAGUCACACUCGGUGGAGACAUCUUUGACCCACAGGGAACUCUGAGUGGAGGUGCUCGCUCCCAGUCUGCAUCAGUUCUGUCCAGCCUGAAGGAGGUGAAGGAGGUUCAGGACAACUUGAAUGAAAAGGAGGCCCAACUUCAGGAUACUGAACGGCAACUGGCCAGCCUGAAGGGAACCGCUGAGAAGUACCGUCAGCUGAAGCAGCAGUAUGAACUGAAGGUGGAGGAAGAACAGAUUCUGCAGGCCAAGGUGCAGCAGAGCUCCUUCCACCAGCAGCAAGAGGAGCUGGAGAGGCUGCGCAAAGCAAUUGAGGAGAGUGAGGAGACGUUGCGUGUUACUAAGGAGGUGCAAAAGCGGGCUGAAGAGAAAUACAAGGUGCUGGAGAACAAGAUGAAGAAUGCUGAAGCUGAGAGGGAGAAGGAGCUGAAAGCUGCCCAGCAGAAACUCAAUACAGCCAAGGCCAAAGCCGAUGCCUUCAACAAGAAGCUGAAGCAGAAGCAGCAGGAGGCUGAUGCUGUGGGCCUGGAGCUGGAGGAGCUGCAGAGGGAGCAGGCUGGCUACGAGCAGCAGAUUCAGGCUGUAGACGAGGCAAUGAAGGCCAUCCAGGAGCAGAUUGACAGCAUGGCUUGCACUGUAUCCCAAAACAAGGAGGCAGUGCGUAAAGCCCAGGAAGAGCUGGCCAAACAGAAGGAAGUGAUUGUGGCACAAGACAAAGCGCUCAAGACAAAGUCCACUGAGGCCAAUAAGCUCAGAGAACAAAACAAUGAGGUCCAGCUGAAGAUCAAGGAGCUGGAACAUAACAUCAGCAAACACCGCAAAGACAGCCAGGAUGCUGCUGACAAGGUGACUCGGAUGCUGGAGGAGCAUGACUGGAUCAAUUCAGAGCGCCACUUUUUCGGUCAGCCGAACACUUCUUAUGAUUUCAAGACCAACAACCCGCGUGAAGCAGGCCAGCGGCUCAAGAAGCUGGAGGAGACCACCAGCAAGCUAGAGAGGAACGUUAACAAGAGGGCCAUGAACAUGCUGAACGAGGCAGAGGAAAGGUAUAAUGAUCUGAUGAAGAAGAAGAGGAUUGUGGAGAAUGACAAGGCAAAGAUUUUGCAGACCAUUGAGGAGCUGGACCAAAAGAAAAACGAGGCUCUUAACUUGGCGUGGCAGAAGGUAAACAAGGACUUUGGCUCCAUCUUCUCCACCCUGUUGCCAGGAGCCACAGCAAAGCUGGCUCCUCCGCAGGGCUGCGGUGUCCUGGAGGGCCUCGAGUUCAAAGUGGCCUUGGGUAACACCUGGAAGGAGAACCUCACAGAGCUCAGUGGUGGGCAAAGAUCACUGGUGGCCCUGUCUCUCAUCCUGGCCAUGCUGCUGUUCAAACCCGCUCCCAUCUACAUCUUAGAUGAGGUGGACGCUGCUCUGGAUCUGUCUCACACACAAAAUAUUGGGCAGAUGCUGCGGACGCAUUUUAGACACUCUCAGUUUGUGGUCGUGUCACUAAAGGACGGCAUGUUCACAAACGCCAACGUCCUAUUCAAGACGAAGUUUGUCGACGGCAUGUCCACAGUGACGCGGACCGCGCUCAGCCAGAGCGACCCCAAGAAAAUCCAAGAAAAGCCAUCGCAGAAAGAGAAGAGGAGCAAGCAGCUCAUCAGCUAAUCAUUGCACUGAAAUUUCAUCACACAUUAUGUCAUCUAAAAACCUUGUAACAUAACCUAAGGAGGUAUCGGUUAAUAAGAGUUUUGUCUUUAUGCCAUGUGUUCUUCUUUCUUUGUUUACAUCUUUGCAUUUCAAACAAUAACGAGCUUUAUUUUGUCUGAACUGUCCUUAUUUAUCCUGUCUCUUUUGUGGUUCACAUUCCCCUGCUUCCUGUCAUCUGAUUUAUGUGCAGUUUAUAUUUUAGUAAAUAAAGGAAUAAAUGCAUUUUUGUCUGGUCUAGUUAGUUCUCCCAUUGAAAGGGAGGGAGUACAUAAUUCAAUUUGUUACUCAACCAUAUUGAGUAAUAUGUGAUAUAAAAGGGCACGGAGAAAACUGUACGACACACUUUAAUCUUUUUCGAUACAAAACCCUACGACAGGGGUCAGGAACUCCAGGCCUCAAGGGCCGGUGACCUGCACGUGUUAGAUAUCACCCUGGGUCAACACAACUGAAGCAAACGAUUAGUUCAUUACCAGGCCUCUUCAGGACAUGUUAAGGGGCAAAUUUAGCCAUUUAAAUCAGCUGUUUUGGAUCAAUGACACAUCUACAACCUGCAGGACACCGGCCCUUGAGACCUGGAGUUCCCCUGCCCUAGACAUUAGUGACACCAUAGCAGGCUGAUAUCAGCAUAAUAAAAGCAAAUCGUAAGGUGUUUUGCCUUUCGAGGAGAGUUGCACUCAUUGCGUUUGUCCCUAGUGCCUUCCACUGAAGCUGAAAGCACUUAGACAUGUGGUUUUAAUACAGAACAUAUUUGGAAUUAAGUGAAAAUAAAAGUAAUUGGUGCAAAUUAUUAAGGGGAUUUUAUUUAUUAUGGGACAAAUUCAAACAACUAUAGCAUCUCUUUGAAGUUGACAGCAGGUUUGUUUGGUUUUUUUUGUUUGUUUUUAAAAGACUUCACAAAAUAGCCUUACAUCUUGCUCAUUCAUCAGGCAAAUAAAACCUUAAUUUUCUUUUUAAGAUCCCAAGAGUUCUCCAGUAGCCCCCGUCCUUUCACCACUACUCAGCAGUGAUGGUGUUCACAACCCCU
This is a messenger RNA of Pelmatolapia mariae (spotted tilapia), 4748 nucleotides long. RefSeq names its product structural maintenance of chromosomes 2 (gene smc2). Lineage: Eukaryota; Metazoa; Chordata; Actinopteri; Cichliformes; Cichlidae. The record is from RefSeq and is a predicted model, not a curated record. Gene Ontology annotation, molecular function: ATP binding; ATP hydrolysis activity; protein binding. Gene Ontology annotation, cellular component: chromosome. Gene Ontology annotation, biological process: chromosome organization. The transcript has 25 exons. The coding region runs from base 89 to 3682 and encodes 1197 amino acids.